Molecule: messenger RNA, 1530 nt
Organism: Symbiodinium sp. CCMP2592
Lineage: Eukaryota; Dinophyceae; Suessiales; Symbiodiniaceae
Source: the annotation of a GenBank genome assembly
AUGGUGCUUGCCCCCUUCCUCGUGCUGUUCUCAUUCGUGCAGCAUGUGGUUAAUGCAGAGGAGCUGCAGCUGCCGCAGCAAGUCUUCGAGAGAGAGGCACCGCCCGCAUUCCUGAGUCUGUCCGACGGCGGCGUCGAUUCCUGCACGACGGACAAUGUCUGCCAGGAGAUCUGCGAGACGGACUUCAUGGUGUACCCGCUAGGGGACAAGUGCUUCGAGUACUGCCACGAAGACAUCCACUACAUCUGGGAUGUUUUCGACAAGUACUGCGGGGAAGGCCUCCAUGAUGAGCAUCAUUUCUGCGCAGAUCUCUGCUACGACGGCUUCUACUGCGGGGAUUCUACAUGUGGACCGUGUGAAGACAAGUGCGUGGAAGCGUUUGGAUUGGUCCAUGAUAUUUUCGACACCUGUGCCGACUGCGACGACAUUGGGGAUGACUACGACGACGACUACUACAAGACCACGACGACCACUACUUUCGACAAGUGUACCAGUUAUGGUGCUGACAGGUGCUAUGACCUGGAGUGCUGGUGCCAUGACAUCUGCGACAUCAUCAAGUGCCCCCAUUGCGAGGAGCUUUGCUACAAGAACGAGGACAGGGUUUGGCCCAUCUUCGAGCGCUACUGCGAGUGCGGCUUCUGCAACGAGGCAGACGGAGAGCAUGCCGGCUUGUUGCAGUUCCGGGUUCACAGUGCUGCUUCGUCUGAGUCGACGUGCGGCUGCCGAAGUGAGCACCAGUACUGCAUCGAUAUCUGCCAUGGCCUUGGUUAUGGUGGAGAGGGGCUGGCACGCUGCACGGAGGAUUGCUACUCAAGUGGAAAGCUCGAAGGAAUCUUGGAAGAUUACUGCCACGAGUGCCACGAGGACGACUACGAGACAACCACCAAGUCCGAAACGACCACAACGACCACAACGACGACGACCACAACGCCCGAGCCUUACGAGACGACCACAAAACCAUAUGAAACGACCAGGCCACCCUACGAGACGACCAGGCCGCCUUACGAGACGACCAGGCCACCCUACGAGACGACCAGGCCGCCCUACGAGACGACCAGGCCGCCCUACGAGACGACCAGGCCGCCUUACGAGACGACCAGGCCGCCCUACGAGACGACCAGGCCGCCUUACGAGACAACCAGGCCACCCUACGAGACGACCAGGCCGCCCUACGAGACCACUCGGCCCUAUUACCCCCCUGCUCCAGAGCCGUACCCUGUUCCAGGGCCGUACCCUGCUCCAGACUACUACCCGGCUCCAGAUGUGCCAUACUACUGGAAGAUCAAGGCGGCAAAGGCCAAGAUCAACUACAACAACCAGAAGUACAAGGCCAUCGCAAAGGCAGAGUCCUUCAAGGCAAGGCACGCAGAUUACUUCGGCAAGUAUCCCAAGAAGGACGUUCCAUGGGAGUGGAAGGUGAAGGCAGCCAAGGCCAAAGCCUACUACGAAGGGAAGAAGUACCAGGCCGAGGCAGCGGCAGCAGCUUUCAAGUGGAAGCACCCAGAGAUCUUCGGCAAACACUACCGGUAG